AUGAAAUCAUCAAUAGAGAAAGUGAUUAUGACCAAUGAUAGCUGCAUAUAUUUAACUACAGCAGGUGAUAUCUUUAGUGGAGCAUUACCCAUGCACCUAGAUACUAGUGCAUGUCUCGGGAAAGUUGUGGAUGUUGCUUUGGGGUAUGAACAUAAAAUCCUACUUACUGAUGAGGGAGUAGUGUAUACCUGGGGAAAUGGCAGGAGACUACAACUAGGUCAUGGAAAUUUAAAUAACUUAGACAUCCCAACAGUAGUUACAGCUUUAUCUGGUGUAAAAAUUAUUAAAAUAAGUGCUGGAGGGUGGCAUUCUUGUGCCUUGAGUGACAUUGGCGAUUUAUAUGUAUGGGGCUGGAAUGAUACUGGUCAAUUAGGAGUAAAACUGACGACAAUUGAUAAAGGUGAACAAAGCUUUGGUAUUCCUGUGUUGGUGGAUUUAUUUUGUGAAAAUGGAGAAGAAGUACAUACACAUAUAAAGGAUGUGGCUUGUGGUAGCAGACAUACAACUAUUUUAUUAGAAGAUGGAACAUUGUGGACUAGUGGCAGUAAUAAAUAUGGGCAGUUGGGUUUUAGUGCUGAGACAUUUGAAAAAGUUAACCAUUUUAAGAAGGCAUACCAGUGUUGUAAAUCUUGUACAUUACUGAGUGGUUUUUGGAACACUGUGAUUGACACUAAUUCUUGUAGGUGCUCACACUGGUGCGGAUACGAUAAUGUUAAAGAAAUGUUGUAG
This is a messenger RNA of Leptosia nina, 729 nucleotides long. The record is from the annotation of a GenBank genome assembly. NCBI's taxonomy places the organism in Eukaryota, Metazoa, Arthropoda, Insecta, Lepidoptera, Pieridae.